Messenger RNA from Esox lucius (northern pike), 3706 nucleotides. It is a transcript of the gene slc23a4, whose product is annotated as Xan_ur_permease domain-containing protein. Lineage: Eukaryota; Metazoa; Chordata; Actinopteri; Esociformes; Esocidae. Gene Ontology annotation, biological process: transmembrane transport. Gene Ontology annotation, cellular component: membrane. The transcript is spliced from 12 exons. The coding region runs from base 486 to 2315 and encodes 609 amino acids. Gene Ontology annotation, molecular function: transmembrane transporter activity. The record is from RefSeq and is a predicted model, not a curated record.
AUUCCACUUAAUCUGGCAAUGUAAACAAAUGUUUCCAAUGCCAAUAAAGCCCUGUAAAGGUAAUUGUACUGUUACCACCAAUUUUACAGGAGAGUAGCUAUGUUUCUCUUGUCUCUCAUUGUGUUAUUCUUUCUAAUAGUUGAGCGUUGUGCCACACACACAUCUUUUGUCAUGCCAAUAAAAGACAGAAAGAAAUGUAGAGGUUGUGUCCUGAAAUAUUUCAGACUCUACAGUCACGAGGGCCUGAUCAGCCGCUUGCCCUGUAAUUGGGUUCACAUGAGCAAGCUGGUGCGCUUUCAGUUACAAUAUGCAAGAGCCUAGUCUUAGAUUUCUACGUCUCCUUCUUUUCUUGAUCUCUCCCUUCAAUUCUUCCUUUCUUGCUUUCACUCCCUCUCUCUCCCCCUCUCCUUUAUUGUCAGUCAUCUUUGCUACCUUGUUGAGACAAACUAUUCACUCAACACCCAGCAUAGGUCCAGACUGGAGCCAUGGCUCCAGAGAAGAAAAACAAUGGUCUUGAUAACUAUGCAUUUGCUGUUGAUGUCCGCUUCUGUGACGGGGAGGGAUCUGACCUAACUGAGGAGGAUGACAAGAAUAAACUGGCUUACUGUGUUACGGAUGUCCCCCCCUGGUACCUGUGUGUCAUCCUGGGUAUCCAGCAUUGCCUGACAGCGUUUGGCGGGAUAAUCGCCAUCCCCCUGAUUCUGUCACAGGGUCUGUGUCUGCAGCACGACGGCUUGACUCAGGGUCACCUCAUAAGCACCAUCUUCUUUGUGUCAGGCGUGUGCACCUUGCUGCAGGUCACCUUUGGAAUCAGACUGCCCAUUAUUCAGGGGGGUACCUUCACCUUGCUGGCCCCCUCCAUGGCCAUGCUUUCGAUGCCGGAGUGGAGGUGCCCUGCCUGGACCCAGAACUCCUCGCUGGUCAACGCCACCUCUCCGGAGUACAUAGAAGUCUGGCAGAGCCGCAUGCGAGCGCUGCAGGGCUCCAUCAUGGUAGGAUCCUUGUUCCAGGUUCUGGUGGGGUUCUCUGGCCUCAUCGGCCUGUUCAUGCGCUUCAUCGGCCCGCUCACCAUCGCCCCCACCAUCUCUCUGAUUGGCCUGUCCCUCUACGACUCGGCUGGAAGGAGCGCGGGGAACCACUGGGGCAUAUCUGCCAUGACGACUGCUCUGAUCAUCCUCUUCUCCCAGUACCUCAGACACAUCCCUAUUCCAUUCCCCACAUACAGCAGGAGCAAUAAACUCCACACCUCCAGGAUCUACAUCUUCCAGAUUCUACCUGUACUGCUUGGCAUCACACUUUCAUGGCUGAUGUGCUACAUCUUUACCGUCUUUAAUGUCCUGCCCACACAGCCGGACCAGUACGGCUACCUGGCUCGCACGGACCUGAAGGGGGAUGUCAUAGACCGUGCACCCUGGUUCAGAUUUCCAUACCCAGGUCAGUGGGGCUUACCAACUGUGAGCCUGGCAGGAGUGGUUGGGAUCUUGGCUGGGGUGAUAUCCUCCAUGAUAGAGUCAGUGGGUGACUACCACGCAUGUGCCAGGCUGUCAGGGGCCCCUCCUCCCCCCAAGCAUGCCAUCAACAGGGGCAUUGGCAUCGAGGGCCUGGGCUGUCUGCUGGCUGGGGCAUGGGGCACAGGCAAUGGAACCACCUCCUAUAGUGAAAAUGUGGGAGCAUUGGGCAUUACCAAGGUGGGCAGUCGAAUGGUGAUUAUUGUGGGUGGAGUCUUAAUGAUCAUCAUGGGACUCUUUGGUAAAAUUGGGGCCAUUUUCACCACCAUCCCCACACCUGUUGUCGGUGGAAUGUUCUUGGUCAUGUUCGGGGUCAUAUCUGCUGCUGGAGUUGCAAAUCUGCAGUAUGCAGACAUGAACUCCUCCCGGAACAUCUUUAUCUUUGGAUUUUCCAUGUUUUCUGGGCUAGUUAUACCAAACUGGCUAUUGAAGAACCCAGAUGCCAUUUCAACAGGUGUAGUGGAGUUGGACCAAUUGCUUCAGGUGCUUCUGACAACCAGCAUGUUCAUUGGAGGCUUUUUUGGGUUCUUCCUUGAUAACACCAUUCCUGGAACCAAACGGGAGCGAGGCCUCUUAGCCUGGAACAAGAUCCACCAGGAUGACUGCAGCAACACCUUGGAGAGCAGUGAUGUAUACAACCUCCCAUUUGGAAUCAGCUCCUGCCUCUCCUCCUACUCCUGGGUUCAAUAUUUGCCAUUCCUCUCACCAAAUGCAACCGGCUCACAGGUGGAGACUGAGAGGGAGGAGACGAAGAAGCAGCCUGGGAAGCCAGAGCCCGCAAGGAUAAUCGGAUCAGUGGCCCUAUGAACGCCGGGCCGGCCCAGACACUAGAACAACAGUUACAACAACUGCAAAAACAGUUCUUGUUACAAUGACUUCCUGUCCUGCUCAAAAAACACUGUAAAGGUGCGACAUCCAUAUUAGUUUAAGUUACUUAUUGGCCAGCAUUAGAAUUAAUUAGAAUUAAAAUAAGAGUACCAUUAUUUUUCUUGUGAGGUUAUUUCUUUUUGGAGUGGUUCGGGAAAAUGAAUAAAUAUCUUACAUGGUAGGUGGAUUAGGCUACUCACCGUAGAUCCAGCAGUAACACACUGAAGUCACUCGCAGCUUCAUUGCAUGUUGGUACCAAAAACGAUAUUCAUUUUCAAUGUAACGUUGCAUUUGCAUACAAUUUUGUAGAAUGUCGCUGUAUGAGUGACUGAACUGAGCUACGUGUGUUACAGAGGACAGAACACAGACAACACAACUUAAAAAUAAUGGGCCCUGUUUUCCGUGCAGCCGGCUGUUAUCUUCAGUCUUUGAGGGUGAGCGGCUGGAUAGGGUUGGGCAGUGCGUUGUGUAGGUAGACUACAGGCACUGGCUAGCAUAAGGCACUAGCUAUCAUAAGGCACUGGCUAGCAUAAGGCACUGGCUAGCAUAAGCAGCAGGUUGGCAAGCUGGUUAAGUUCACGGAGACUUCUGUUUUUCUGUUCUACCUCAUCUUUAAGUGCACCAUAUUCAGACACCUGUUGUCUAAAUAAGUCCCUCAUUAGAGGGUUCCAACAAAAAAAACGGAGUAGAACUGACCUCGAGGUCCAGAGCUGAAUCUGAAGGAUCUAGAGGGAUCAGGAAUAAGUCUCUGGAGCCAGGUUUGGUUUCCACCAAUGGUCAAAUUUGAAAGUAAACAAUCUAUAGCGAAAUGGAAAUAAAACUUCAAAAGGCACAUUUCCAUGUCCAUUAUUGUGCUGCAGCUGAUGAGUAUGUGCAGACAGUGGCUGUGUUUGGUGCUUACUUAAAGACUAAAUAUAAAGCUGAAAGAGCUGCAAUUGAAAUGUAUGUUCUGCCCUCUCCAUUGAGUCAACCAAUCACAUUCAUUUCUGUCUUAAAGGCAGAUUUGCUUAAAAAAAAGCCUGAGUAAAUGAAACUUACUUUGCAUUUUGUCGAUGUGAACGUUUUGUGUUAAACCUUUUAAAAUGUUGUAAUUUUUGCAUAUUAAUUAUUACAUUUGCUGUAUUUCUUGAUAACACACUGUAAACAAAUUGUUCAUGCAUUAUACUGUCAAAUAAUGUAUUUAUUUCUCAAAAUUACAUUUGUUCAGGGAACUAUAAAUAAACAUUUCAAAGACAUGCACAGUACAAAUGCAUAUCUAAGAUGGCAAUAUAAAUAAAUUGUAUCUUGGAAAAUGUCAUUAUGAAUCCAAUAAAUAAUACUCAAGGGUUAUC